GACAGCUCAGGUAGCCGUAGCGAGACACUCUUCCAGAAGAGUAUACUACAACCAUGUUACGGUGACGUUUUUUUAUUUUUAUACUUUUUUAUAUUCUUUAAAGCCUCGCUUCGUAAUGGCGUGGCUUCGCCUCCGGUUACCAUAUAUUCCCGCGUCAACGAGUUAGUUUAAUCGAUUGCUUGAUGUUUGAUCGAUAUAUAACAACAACUGUACUAGUUUUAGUUUGUGAUAUGAAAGUGAAUGUGCUAUUGUUUGUGAAUUCUAUUUUUUUUUAUUUUAUUAUUUUUUAUGGCCAUUGUUUAAGUUAUUACAAAUACUUAAUUAAGUAUUUACUGAAAAAUAGUAGACGUUGGAGUUACAAAAGUUAUUUUAAAUGGCGUUUAAAAGUGUUUGAACAAGUGAUUGUACUGUGAAUAUUCAAGUACGUUAUUUUUUAUAACCACGUGGAUAAUUGAAUAAUAAUUAGUAUCGACUGUGUGCUGAAAUGUUUAAAAGGUUUACGAUGUUACUUUUUAUUAUCUUAUCUUGAUAUUUUUUCUGGGUUUUGAGAAACAGGAAAAAGUAUCAUGUAGUCAAAUAUUGUUGAAUUUAAACGAGAACGUGAGAUUAAGUUUUACUAAAAAGAGUUUAAACAAAGUUGUGAAUAUGGUAAAUAAUGCGUUAUCAAGUUAAGUUUGUAUGGAAUAACAUUAAAAAGUUUGAGUUGAAAAAAAAAAAAUUAUCUUGGACAAAAAAUUACAAUGUACAUAUUCUCAAGAGUUUGUAUCGAUGUACUUGCAUGUGAAAAUAAAAAAUGAAGUUAAGGAUACUUUUUAAAAACACUUUAACAUUUAAAGUACACGAGAUAAUUGUUAGAUAUUAUAAAAUUUUUAAAUAAAUUUGUAUGCAUACUUUGAAUGGGGAUUUUAAAAUUUUAAAUUCAGUGAGACAUAAAAGCCUGUUGAGAAGAAGCUUAUGAAUAUAUAAAAAUGUUAAAGUGGAUAAAAGUGAAGCAGGACACUGCACCGGCUGGUAAAGAGACGAGUAACAGUAAGGUUGUGUCUAAAGAUACGGAAAAUGAUGAUAUUGAGCCCGAAAUUGAUGUUGCUUGUAAAAGUGAUGUUAGUGAAGUUGCCGCUGAGAAAGAGGAAGAGGAAGACAGUGGAAUGGAGCGAGAAGACUCGCCAGCAAUCGAUUUAAGACGCUUGAAAAAUGACCUGUUUUCGCAGCUGCAGUUUUCGCAGGACAGCGCUUUACCGCCUGAUGCCCUUCGCCGGGCCCUUGCCGAGAGUUUUCUCGACCAACAACGUUUCCAAUUGGGUUUUAUGGACGAUGCAGCAGAAUGUUUCGAAAAUAUUUUGUUGCGAAUCCAUUUACACAUUGCAAGUGGCGAAGCAGAAGAUAUGUGCAGUGCAAGACAUUGUGUACCACAUCAAAAAUUUGCGAUGACUCUAGUAGAACAGAGCGUGUGUGGUGCUUGUGGUGCCACGUCUGAGCCAUUACCAUUUACUCAGAUGGUUCAUUAUGUCUCUGCAUCAGCAUUGACUUCACAAGCACGGCAAACUUUACCAGCAGCUAAAAAUAGUCCUGAUCUAUUUGGGCAACUUUUAAGAAAAGCCGGCGGUAUGGGAGAUAUCCGUGAUUGUCCAAGUGCAUGUGGUGCAAAGAUCCAGAUAUGCCGAACGUUGAUGAACAGACCGGAGAUUGUAUCAGUGGGUGUGGUGUGGGACAGUGAAAGACCUUCACUUGAACACAUCAUGGACGUGUUUGCGACUGUCGGUACGUGCUUGCGACUCAGCGAUGUUUUUCACAGCGUCGUUGAUUCGCGAUGGGGUGCAUCUACUGUUCACAAUCUCGUUGGGGUUGUCACGUACUACGGCAAGCACUACUCAACAUUCUUCUUUCAUACCAAGUUAAAGGUAUGGAUAUACUUUGACGAUGCAACGGUAAAAGAGAUUGGACCAAGAUGGGAGCAGGUAGUAGAGAAAUGUAGACGUGGUCGUUAUCAACCACUUUUAUUAUUGUAUGCAACACCUGGUGGUACGCCAGUUAAUACUGAAAACGCGCCUAAAACCGUGACACCAUUUCCCAAUACCAAAGGCUGGAAAACAUCACCACAAAAAAAUAAUGCUAGACGUUCUGUUACACCUAGUCCUGAGAAACCUUUGAUCAGUAAUACUGCAAGACGAGCUAUUACACCUAAUCCUGACAGCCCACCUCAUGUUUACACACAGCGAAGAGUGUACAGUGAUUAUCAAAAUCUCACUGAUAUACAAAAUAAUAUUUUUGGAAUUAAGGACGUUGACACUGUUGACGGUGAAAGUGAGUCAAAAUAUAUAAGUCGUCGUGCGGUAGAGAACGUGAUGCAGCAUCAAAAGAAGCAACAAAUGCAAUUAACACGUAGUUUAAGCGCUGGAUCUAAUCCACAAGAUGGUUUAAGUAUUCCGGAUCACUUGAAUGUACCGCGAAGACGUGAUUCUGGAAACUGGUCUGGUGAUCGUAACAGUGCAUCUUCAAGUUCUUCAACGACAAUGGAUAAUCCUUAUUUAUAUAUCGUAAAUAAAAUGCAAAGAAAUUCGGGUGUACCUAAAAGUCCGACAAGUAAAUCUGGCGAAUUAUCAAGUAGUAGCAGUGGCCAUUAUGACGCCGGUUACGAUUCGUAUUCACUUUCUUCAACAGACAGUCUUCCUCUUCAACAAGGUCUCAAACAUAAUUUACAACUUGCUCAAAUACCUGAAGGUUAUCAGCCAACACUUGGUGAUGACUGUGAACGACUGUGCAAAGAGACUGAUGCGCUACUAGAUAAGUCACGCGCGGCAGAAGACGCCGGUGAUUUAGGAACCGCUGUAGCACUUUGCAAUGCCGCGAGUAGUAAAGCGCGAGCUGCGAUGGACGCGCCUUAUAAUAAUCCUCACACAAUUACUAUUGCACGUAUGAAACACAAUACUUGUGUAAUGAGAUCGAGAAGCCUUCACAGAAGAAUACUUCAAGAACAUGCGAUAGCUAACGGUGGAAAAGAAGAAGCCGCUCCUGAAGGAAGACAUUCGAGGGAAAACAGUAAAUCUGGGCAGCAUUCACGACAAAAUUCACGUGAUAAAGGUAAUCAUUCACGGCAAAAUAGUCGUGAAAUGUUAAUAAAUACAACUCCGGUAAUAGAUAAACCAGCAGUUAAAAAUAUUGAAAUUUAUGCCACAUUACCCAAGAAAAAGACUUUGAGAGGUAAAGCUACGGCUGUAAAUGUUAUUGAAGACGAAGAGUAUAUGCUCUAUGAUAAACCAACUCAGAGAACGGGAUUUUUUGGUCGAACAAAACGAUGCGAUGAUGAUAAAAAAGAAAAGAAACGUGCGAGGAGUGAAGAACGAAAUAAAAAUAUAUCAAAAGACUUUUCAAUAGCGCCAUCGAAACCUUCUGUUUUACUGAAAAAUACUAAGCAAGAUAAGGCAAAAGAAACAUCUGAAGUAAACAAAAAUUCACAAAAUAAUAAUACUGCGGCGACUAGUGAUCAGAAGCAGGGUAAAAAACAACACAAAAUAAGAAGAAAAUUAUUGAUGGGUGGUUUGAUUAAAAGAAAAAAUCGAAGUAUGCCUGAUUUACGUGAAGGUCAAGAUGGUCAGCCGAUUGCUGCGGCUAAAGAAAACACUUCAAAUACAUUACCGAAACAAUCUGUUGACGAUUCAAAUGUCGGUCUAAAGGCCAAUGAAGUCGGUCAAUCUUUAAGCGGUUACUUGUCGGAGGGCCACCUAGAGUUUACCGGCAAUUGCAAUGCCAAUCCAAAUUUAGAACGAAGUCGUCUGAUGAGAAAAAGCUUCCACGGUAGCGCCGGAAAGGCGUUACACGUUGCGAAAGUGCCUCCGCCACCACCGCUCCGGACCACUUCUCAACUUAGCAAGUCUAAGUGUCCUGAAGUGCGCAAUGAGCAAGACAACAUCAACAAGUCCACAUACAACAACAACAAUAAUAAUAACAAUAUCAAUAAUAUUAAUAAUAAUAACAAUAAUAAUAAUAAUGAUGGACAGUGUGCGAUUAAUUCUCCUCAGGAUCAAACGACUAAUGCUUACUGGAGUCAUCUAAAUCCAGCUAAUUUUAAUUCCACAAAUCAAAUUUGUCGCAAUAGUUAUGACGAAUAUUUAUCUGAACCACAAUCAUUACCAUUUUUACCGUCUUAUAAUUCAGAAACAAAUAAUACGACGACAUCGGCAUCGAAUGUAACUCAGCAACAGCAACAAAAUGGUGUAGUAAAACCAAGAAUUCAAGAUGACGUUGUACAGUAUGCGAAUGGUAUUUUAUAUGAACCGACAUUUGUUGUAACACGUGCUGAUGUUCACAAUGAACAGAGUCCAGCAAAAAUCCAACAAUCAGAAACACUUCCGCCUUAUCCAGAUAAUAUUAAUAAUGUGUCACAUUCACGACAACCGAGUGAAGAUUUUCCACCUCCGCCGUAUCCGGUGAUACCAUCAGUCACGCACUCACGUCAACCUAGUGAAGAUUUUCCACCACCACCUUCACCUCUUGAAAUUGAAAAUACUCUAGUUCAUCAGCAACAACAACAGCAGCAACAAUUACAACUACAACAGUUGCAACAUCAACAACUACAAUUACAGCAAUUGCAACAGCAACAGUUACAACUAGAACAGUUACAACAACAGCAGUCUCAACAAAUACAAAUGCAAACACGUCAACAACAAUCAACUGAGGCUCAACAAAUAAGUAGUCUAUUAGCUCAAUUACAGAGUAAGAGAGCGCAACUUUUAUCUGCGGAAAAUGAUGAUAAGAAAAGAAAUUCAAUGCAGGAGGAUGAAGAUAAGAAUGCUAGUGAAACAUGGCUACGUGAAUUACAAGCUAAACAAGCUGAAAGAAGAAUGAAGAAACAGGGGCCAUUGGAUGGACAGCAAGAUGUACCUAAAAGCAUUGCCAGGCGAACUAGUGAUUUGAUGAUGAACAGCAUCGGACAAAUAACCACUCAGCCGCAAGGUGUUGAUGUUACUGACUGUCCACGAGUCGUUUCUUCUGUUAAAGACAUGGCCGCAAGAUUCGAGCAAAUAAAAUUACAUCCAGUACCUAAAACAGAUUCUGAUAGUAAAAGUCAACUCAAAUUUACAUCUAAUUCGGUAUCACCGUCGCCAACAUUAGGAAACAGUAAUGAAGUACAAAAAACAGAAGAAAUUACUCACCAAUUGCCAUUGUCGAGUGAAAAUCUUGCAGCUUUCACUAAAUUUGAUAAUUACACUAGUGUAACGUCAAGCGCUGAAUCAACUUCGAGUCAAAGUACAUUUGUUGCAGUACCAACAGAUAAUUCAGUAGGUACCCAAGAAAAUAGUGGAUUGAAUGCUGCUAUUUUAUCAAUGUCUCUGACGUUACCUCAUGAGACUGGUCUUCCAAUAGAUUAUCCAGAAGAUGAUAUUAGUGAAGUAGCGAUGCAGAAUACUAUUCAAAAUACAACGAUACUUCCUAUUGAAGAAGAUUUGCUUGUUGCUAAAACAAAACGUCGUGGUGGUAAAAAGAAGAAUGUAUCAUUUUGUGAUCACGUUGUUCUAGUAGCAACUGCCGAAGACGAAGAAAAAGAUUCGUACAUUCCCAAUCCAAUUCUCGAGCGUGUAUUGAGAUCAGCAAUAAAUAAACCUGAAACAGCUCAGGUGUUACGUGAGAUACGAAGUCUACAAGAGGCUGAGAUGAAUCGUGACAGUAAUCAAGUAACUAAAUUUCAACAGCAAACGUUGCCAUUGAAAAGCGAAGCUGAUAGUACGCCAUCGACAACAUUCCAAGAUCAAUUAAGGAGUGUAAAUCCAAUAUCACCAUUAGCUGUUGAUAGUAACUCACGACCGACUUUCACACGUCAAACUCCUAAUGAACCAUCGACUAAUAACACCUCGGCCUCGAUUACUCAACAACAAGACCCCAAGAAGUACACUCCCUAUGUUGGUAGUGACUGUCAUAGCGAUGUCGUACGUGAUACUUAUCCACCUGCUGUCUCUUCUGUACAACCUAAGACCUCUUAUUCACCACAACUUCAACAGCAGAUAAGAUACACGCAAAAUGGAUUAACAUACAAUCAGUCUUCGUCUGCAUUGACGGGUCAAGGUUACACUCAAAUUCAUCCACGUAAUCCAGCGAUACCGGUAUCACAAACGCAGAAACCUGCGAGUCCUUAUACAGUGCAGAUCCAUGGUCAGUAUCCACAAGCUAAUAUUCAACAACAGCAACAACAACAACAACAACAGCAGCAACAGCAACAAAAAAUUAUUGGUAAUAAUAACAACAGUACUCAGAAAAAUGGGUACCCAGUGUACUAUCAUCUUGAACAACAACACAAUCAGAUGAAUAUUCAAAUGACUGCUCAGCAAUAUCAACAGAAUGGAACAAAUCGCAGUCCAAGUGUAAACUCAAGUCCUAUUACUGUACAACACUCUCAACAGUUUGCGUAUCAAGCAAAUCAGUCUUCAAAUUCUUAUCAGCAAUAUGCAACGCAAAAUCAAUACUCAAACAAUAGUUAUCAGGGUUAUACGCUUCAAAACGGGGCUCAACAAACAAGAGCAAGUCCAUCGAUACCUCAGUACCAACCACCACCUAAUCCAGCGUCUUAUCAACCACAACAGUCACAGCAGCAACAGUCUCAAGUAUCUCAGCUUCCUCCGCAACAAAAUUUACCACAGACACAAAACCAGCAGGUUCAGUCUCAUCAUCAACAUCAGUUAGCUCAAGCAUUCCAGCAGCGCGCUGAAAAUUAUCAACGACCACCACAAAAAACAGAUCAGCAAAAUGUUUUAGCGCCUAAUCAAAUGUACACAAAUUCACUCCAAAAUGGACAGAUUCAAUCUAAUAUUAAAUAUCAAAAUUAUCAGCAUCCACCUGCUGCUUCUGCUGCUGCUAUAAAAUCACUUAAACAAGGGCCUCUUAUGGCUAAUGGUAAAUCUAAUUCAAUGGGUUUAAUUCAGCCGCAAAAUGUAAUGCAAAAAACGAUGUCUACGUCAGCAAUAUCGCGAAUUACAUUAUGUCAUCUUUGUCGUAAAAAACAAGUUACUGAACCGGCAAUGUAUUGCGCAGAUUGUGAUUUCUAUAUAAAUAGAUUUCGGCCGAAAAAUUAAUUUAUUUAUCGUACUAUUAUUUAAAUUUUUCUACACGCGUGCCAUUACUGUCACUUAUCAAUAAAAUUGAAUUUGUGAUUAAUGGCUAGUAGAUUUUAUUAUUUUACAUUUAAUAAGAAAAUUAAGUAUUUAAAUUUUUAAACAUGUAAAGUACCUUCAUCGAGCAGCUAUAGUUUUAUUGCAAUAUCACUAAUAUCACUAGUGAUAAUUUGUUUUAUAUUUAAGUUAAAAUUGUAAAUUCUAAAGUGUAAUACUUUUUUUUUAUUGUAAUUUAUGAUUAAUUUUUAAUUGUUAAUGUUAUUAGUAUUAUGAUUAUAAUUAUUUAUAAUUUUAAAUGACUGUAUUUCUUUUAUUAAAUUUAAAAAAAUUGUAUAUAGAUAAUAGGCAGGUACUUAAAAAAAAAAGUAUUAAAUGUUCUAUUGCAAUUAAUGAGAUUAAACCUCUGUGAAUGUCGAGGAUUUUAUUAUAUAGAAAAAUAUAAAAAUAAAUACUAUUUGUAGUAGAUAUUUUAAGAAUUGUGAUAUUAGUGUUGUUUAAAAUUUAAACUGUACAAGAUUUAAUGAAUAUUAUAAAUGUUAUAUAAAUGAUGAAUGAAACCUUGCGAUAAUAUUUAAUUAUU
Microplitis demolitor is the source of this 7680-nucleotide messenger RNA. RefSeq lists its product as uncharacterized. Gene Ontology annotation, molecular function: cysteine-type deubiquitinase activity. Gene Ontology annotation, biological process: protein deubiquitination. The transcript is spliced from 8 exons. The record is from RefSeq and is a predicted model, not a curated record. Lineage: Eukaryota; Metazoa; Arthropoda; Insecta; Hymenoptera; Braconidae. The coding region runs from base 969 to 7061 and encodes 2030 amino acids.